GUCCUAUUGGAUAAACCCCUGUCGGCGCUAAAAGGAUAAAUUUGACCAGCGAAAGAGAUACACUACACUACACUACAUUGGAUACCCACUAUGGUACGUCGCACGCAGACACUCACACACCCAUGUCCACUCAAAGUAAACACGUUUUUUUCCCUCUCACUGCCCUACUCACUGCCCUGCCCUGGCCUCACCUCACCCAACCUUUGCCCCAAAUAGGAAAACGCGUGGAAAACCUUGACAUGCCGAGUGACCACGUCUUUUUCACCUUCCUCGCUUCCUUCGAACCUACCUAUCUCCAUCCCCAUCCCCAUCCCCAUCCCCAUCCCCAUCCACCAUCCACCAUCACGAACAAUUUAGAGAAGCCAAGUAGAAUGGCCGGAGAGCCCUGGUCGCUUUACACCGCCAAGGUGCAUGUCAUGCACUCACUCGGUCAUGUGGACUGCCAGGAACUUUAUUUCAACCCAGGGAGGAAAUAUUCCAACAAAGUCGACAGAUAACUCUCUCUCUCGCAAGCAGGCAGGCAGGCAGUGUGAUGUGAUUGUGGACGCGGCGACGGUCCUUGUCUGUCUUGUCUGUCUGUCUUGUGUGUGUCUUUCGCUUCUCUCUCUCUCUCUCUCUCGAUCGAGAGUCGGGAACCUAGUAAUCCCUCUCUCCCCCUGUUCCUGUUCCUCUUCUUUUCUGGUUUGUUUCCACUUUGGAAUUUGUGACCCUACCUAGAACUCCACCGUUGGGUGGUGUAGUGUAGUUGGUUGAAGCGACCGAUGACAUGGUGGAUGGAUGGAAGCGAAAGAAACAAAAAUGGGCUGGA
This is a messenger RNA of Neurospora hispaniola, 808 nucleotides long. RefSeq lists its product as uncharacterized. Lineage: Eukaryota; Fungi; Ascomycota; Sordariomycetes; Sordariales; Sordariaceae. The transcript has a single exon. The record is from RefSeq and is a predicted model, not a curated record. The coding region runs from base 123 to 497 and encodes 124 amino acids.